AUGCUGUAUGAGGCAGCUCAAGCAGGAAACACCCAACACUUGCAUCAGCUGCUUACCGAAAACCCCUUCCUCCAUUCUGUUGCUCUCGAUUCUACUGAGAAUCCUUUACGCAUUGCUUCCAUUGCUGGCCAUAUUGACUUUGUUAAGGAGAUACUGAGGUUGAAACCAGAAUUUACCAAAGAACUGAAUCAAGAUGGCUUUAGCCCCAUGCACCUAGCAUUGGCCAACGGACACUUGGAGAUUGUUAGAGAGCUGCUGAAAGUUGACAAGAGACUUUGCCAGUUAGAAGGAAGAGAAGAGAAGAAUCCUCUUCAUUAUGCAGCUACUAAAGGGAAGGUUGAUGUUAUAAGUGAAAUGCUUUUGGCUUGUCCUGAAUGUGUUGAAGAUAUGACUGUACAAAAGGAGACAGCCUUGCACCUUGCUGUGAAGAACAGCCAACAUGAAGCAUAAGUUUUACUGACAUGGGUGAGAGAGGUGAAAAGGGAGGACAUCUUGAACUUGAAGGAUGAGCAAGGCAAUACAAUUCUUCACCUAGCAACCUGGAAAAAACAACGCCAGGUGAUAGAGUUGUUGCUAGGCAAGGAAGCAACCACUUCCCUUGUCCUGGAUGUAAAUGCUAUAAACAAAAGUGCUCUAACGCUCGAUUUGCUACUGAUUUUUCCAAGCAAGGCCGGUGACAAAGAAAUAGAGGAGAUCCUUAGAGGUGCAGGAGCCAUUUGAGCAAGAGAUAGAGAUCAUCAUAACAUCUUCUCUCCUGCUUCUUCAUUUGAGUUUGGUAACCACUUCAAAGUUAGCAACCCUUCAGCUUCAGUGACCUCUCUGGUGCAACCAAAGAAUUUGGUGGAGUACUUCAAGUUUAAGAAGGGCCGAGAUUCUCCCAGCGAUGCUCGUAAUGUACUACUAGUUAUAUCUGUUCUGGUUGCAACUGCAACCUUCCAGGUUGGAUUGACUCCACCUGGUGGUUUCUGGCAAGAUGGUAGCUUAGCAGGGAGGUCCAUUUUGGGUUCUAAUAGCGAAGUUACAUUUUUACUUUUUCGUUCUUUCAACUCUAUUGGCUUCUCAGUGUCUCUUUUCAUAAUCAACAUUCUCACGACCAACUUUCCAUUGCGUUUCGAGCUUCAAAUCUGUAUGAUUGCAAUGUUCAAAUCUGUACAUUUUUCUCUCUUUUCAGUCAGGAAAAAAUAA
Quercus lobata is the source of this 1185-nucleotide messenger RNA. RefSeq names its product Ankyrin repeat family protein. Lineage: Eukaryota; Viridiplantae; Streptophyta; Magnoliopsida; Fagales; Fagaceae. Gene Ontology annotation, cellular component: plasma membrane. Gene Ontology annotation, molecular function: protein binding. The record is from RefSeq and is a predicted model, not a curated record.